CUAGUAAGAGGUACCAGGUACUAACACUAGGACCUAGUAAGAGGUACUAGCUACUAACACAACGAUCUAGUAAGAGAUACCAGGUACUAACACUAGGAUCUAGGAGGAAGUACCAGAUACUAUACUAGGACCUAAAGGAAGUACCAGCCACUAAUAGUAGGACCUAAAGAAAGUACUAGGUGGUAAGAGUAAGACAUAAUAGGAAGUACUCUGUACCAAUACUAGGAGUUAGUAUAAAGUACCAGAUAGUAAUACUGGGAUUUUCCAGUGACUGGUAUGCACUAAUAGAUGUUAGUGAGGAGUACGAGGAGUACUGCAUAUCGCAAUAGGCUAGUAGUAAUCAGGAGGUCGUAGCGCAGUGUAGGAGCGGUUAGAAGUGUUUGGUAUGAACUAUCUAGUAUCACUAGGAUCUAGCAGAGACUGUAAAUGACUGCCAUGAUCAAUAUAUCUUCUUUCUCUUACUGCGAGAUGAUGAGGCCGUUAUAGAUAGAACAGUUUCACUCACGCCCACGUCGACACCUUUAUCCAUGCGUCCUGUAAGAAAAACUUUUGAGUGUAUCUGUAUUACAGGUAUAAAUUACAGCUUGUUUGGGCCAACAUCUGCCAGAGAAUUUGAAUCUUUUAUUACGGGAUAGAUAUUAGCAUAUAAUUUAAAGACCCAUUCUCCUGAAAUUGUAGUGUAUAUAUGGUUGAGAAUAAUACUUUUCGAGUAGAAUAUCAAUAUAGUUUAGUGUAGAAUGAAUAAUGAAUUCUAUAUCAGAUGAAACUCCAUCAAAAAUAGACUUAGGAGUAUGAUUUAUCAUUCAAAAGACGAGAAUAUAUUAUAGAACUACAGCAGACUUUAUGUUGUCGGGCGCUCUGAUGACUAGUUAACUACAAAAAUAUAAACUUCUAAAUGAUUGUUUUUGUCUGAUGGACGUUAUAGAGUUCUCUCUCCUGAUUAUUUUAGUGAAAAUCUUUUUUUGGAAUUUGACGACUAAAGAACGAGAUUAGAAUCAGAAUACAAGAGUUUUUCAACACCUUUCAUUGAUAUACUUCUAAAUUUUUCCAAUAGUUUAAUACCGGUAUUAUUAUUUAAUCAUUAAAUUUCAAAAUGUUUGUACCAUAACGGAGUGUUUGAUCACCUAAAACUUUCUAUAACACUAUAGCAUGCAUUCAUCGUUAGAAUAACGAGUCAAUACUUCUAAAUUUCGUUUCAGGUGAACUGUUAUCUAGUAUAAAACUUAUUGUUUAUGCUAUUUGAAAUAAUAGUGAUAUCUCAGUGGAUAAAAUAUAAACUCGAACACUGUAUAUAUAGUGAUGAAUAAAUUUAUUAAGACCGUAUACUCACUCAUUUUCUAGAAAGAUAAGGGAAUAAGGGUGAGUAUGCAGUUGAGAAUUAGGAUGUGCUGAUUUUAUUUCCUUUGUUCAAUCACUCUGAGCUAUUUUAUCAUUGUGAUGUUGAGAAGAUGUGUGCGCUGAAUUAAACUGAUACUGAUGAUAGUGAGUUUGCCCUUUUUGAACUGUAGAGAUCGCACUUAUUAGAGAAGUUUGCAUUUUUAUCUAGAAUUCAGAAUGAAUUAGAUAAGAUGGUUGAAUUUACUUCUAAUAACUUUUAUACUUCAGUAACACAAAAUCAAGAUAGUGAAAAUAAUAUCACAAAUGUUAAGUGUAUGAAUAUGUAAUAAUACAAUGAUGUGGAGUCUUUUCUAAUACGUUGAUAAACAAUUCAAUCAUGAAACUAAAACAAAGCUCAAGUCAAUUACUUAUGAUUUGACUUGAUUUCAAUCUUCUUGAAACAAUCGACUAGACUUAAUCCGAAAAAGUCACUAAUUUAACUUCAGUUUGCAGCAAGUGUGUCGACCUUGCUGAUUUGAUAAAUAUUAUUAAUCAUGUUUGCGUCCACUGAGAUUUAUGAACUAAAUAAGAUAGUUUUCUCGGUAUGAUUUUUUGCACUACAGUUUUAUUGUCCUUAUUAAACUUGGAAAGAAUAGACACAUUUGCAGCUGCUCAUAGUUCUUGUUGAUUGUCUAUAAGUUCGAUGAUUUUUAUUUUAUCAAGGUCUUUAAUAUGAAAGUUAUGAUAUUCAUUUGUUUGCUUUAUUUAUCUUUAGGGAUAUCGAUCGUUGUCGUUGAGGUAAUAUUUAUCGAACAUUCUAAUCUGUAAUUGUUAAUUACAAGUUAAUUUGAGUUGAACAACGCAACAUCAAUUAUCUAUUGGAAUCAAUAGUAUGUAUUUUAUAUAUUUUCUUUUCGUACAUAAAAGCAAGUUUAUCUGAUCUCUCCUUGGAAUGAAUUUUUUCCUCUAAAUAUCUUUGUGGAUCAUUUUUGACAAGUUUAUUUCUGCUCUGAAGUCAACUAAACAAAGAUCUAGAAAUAAGAUUUUUUCUUCGAGAUAAUGCAGUUGUUUUCCCCCUAAGAAGACGCCUGGUCACUAACUGAUUCUUGAAGAAAACUAUAUACUAUACUUAAACGAUUGAAAAUAGCUGCGAGUGUACCGAAGUUUACUGAUUGUACUAUUGUAUAUCUAAUAUUUUUUCACCAUAGAUCUUCGUUCCAGAUGCACGUGUAGGUAUUGUGAUUGUCUCUAGCCCACAAUCAGAUGCACACCCACACCUUUCUACUAUUUAUUUGAUCAUAUACGGAGAAACUAUCAAGUAUUAGUCCAAAAGUACUAGAAUCUGAAUCUGUCAACUACAAAAAAAAAAAAGCUUGUCUACUCUCUAUUGCUUGGAAUGUUAGAGUGAAAUCACAUGUUCUCUUUCAUGUAGAGGAGCCUGGUAAAAAUAAAUUAUUGUUUGCUUGCCUGUAUGCCCACACUUCACUGAUCGAUCCAAAAAUUAGGUAAAGAUGUAAAAGAAAAUUUAUAAGUGUUGACCGAAGGGUAAUCAGAGUCCAAGAAUUCAAAUCUGGCUUCUGUUUUAUUUAAAUAUAUAAAUCAAUGGCCUGGUAGUUUUUUAGUAACGCGAUUACUACGAGAAAGAGCUGAACGACUCUUUAGACGAGCGUCAUUUGUUAGUUUAGUAUGGAUACUAUUGUUAAAAUGUUGACACUAUAUUCGAUACUACCAUAUUGAAGUAUUAUUCAUAAAUAUCUAAACACAUUCAUAGCAUUAUUUUAUAAACAUGUUACUUAUUGGAGUUAGUAUUGAAGUGAACUUCAAUCCUACCUAAAUUGAAAUACUCUCCCACAUAGUUUUGACAAAAUUGCUGCUUUCCCUUAAACUAAUAGUUAAACUACUUAUAUGUUUUGUUCUAGUGCCAACCAACACAAAAUCUGCUUCUGAAUUACGUGAAAAAGUAGAGCUUUCUUUUCUAAAUCUCAAUUUAUUUCCCUCUCGUCCAACAACUAUCGAUGAAUAUCGACUUCGAAAUCAACGCAUUUCAACAAGAUUAUUUAUCUUUUUAUUGACUAUAUCAUUAUGUAUCCUUCUCUUAUAUACAUCACUGAUAAAUAUUACAGAAAUAGUUAAUGUCAAAACACCUUCUAUCAAAGAAUAUACAGAACUCUACAACUCAUAUAGUGAAACAUUAGCAUGUGAAUGUACACAAAUAUCAAUCAACUAUAAGAAAUUUAUUCAAAUUCAAUACACAUUACAUCAAAUAUGUCAUAGUGACUUUGUUACACAAGAAUGGUUUUAUUAUCUUGCCACCUCGCCCGGAAACGAUGGAAAAUUUUAUGAUACUUUUCGAGUGACGGGCACAUUUUUAUUUCAAGCCUUAUAUACACUUUGUGUUUUGGUUGAUGACACAAUAUCGAAUCGUUUAAUUCAAUUCUAUUCAAGUCAAUAUGUAAGUGCAUCUGUGACACCUGAAAAUGUAUUUAAACUACAAACUGAAGCAUUUAUUUCUCAAUUCGUAUCAUCAACUACCAGCUUUGCGGAAUUAUUUUCUUUGCCAGGUCUUUAUACUGGAUGUUAUAUAAUUGAAUCAUUACUUCAGUCUAGUCUUCAAUGUUUUUACGAUCAAGCCUGCAUAGAUAACAUAAUAUUAUACUUGGGAUCAUCUACAGUUAUAAAUGUGACAGCUCUGGAUAUAUCAUUGUCGAUCCAGUAUUUGGAAAACUCAACAAUUGCAGAUGUUCUUGAACAAUUAAUGGUUGAAGAUUGGAAUUCAUCAAGCAUCCAGUAUGUAAGCGCAUCUGUGAUACCUUCGAGUGUAUUUAAACCACAAACCGAAGCAUUUAUUUCUCAAUUUAUAUCAUCAACGAAUGAAAACUUUUUACUAUCGCUUUCCAUGAUACUAAACAUAACUCAAAGCAAUGGUUUACUCUCUGGAGAACUAAAUAAUUAUGACAUAUAUGCAUUAGACAACAACAUCUAUGCAUUAGGUGAUAUUUAUCUAGCUGCAAAACCACGCCAAUACGGUAAUUGUUCAUGUAUUUCUUCACCUAUGUGCAUUACUGAAUCUGUAAUUUACGAUCUGUCGAACAACACGCUGUUAUUUGAUGUUCCGGGUCUUUAUACAGGAUGUUAUAUAAUUGAAUCAUUACUUCAGUCUAGUCUUCAAUGUUUUUAUAAUCAAACCUGCAUCAAUAAAUUACAGUCAUAUUUUCAAGUAUCUUCACUUAUGAAUGUGACAGCUCUUGAUAUAUCAUUGCCGAGUCAGUUUUUGGAAAAUUCCACAAUUGCAGAUCUUCUUGAACAAUUAAUGGUUGAAAAAUGGAACUCGUCAAGCAUUUAUGAAAAUUAUUAUAGUGAAUGUCAACCAUCAAGCUGUAGUUAUACUGUUACGACGAAGAAUAGUGUAAUAUACAUUGUUACAACUCUGAUCGGAUUAGUUGGUGGUUUGAUUACAGUAUUGAAAUUUGUGGUACCAAAUUUAGUCAAGUUGGUUAGAAGAAAAAAGGAAUUCCAAAGAGCAGGCACAGAAACAGUUAAUAUCAAAGCACCUUCUAUCAAAGAUUACAAACAACUCUAUAAGUCAUAUGGCCAAACAUUAACAUGUGGGUGUACCCAAAUAUCAAUCAACUAUAGGAAAUUUAUUCAAAUCCCAUAUACACUACAUCAAAUAUGUCAUAGUGAUUUCGUUACACAAAAAUGGAUCGAUUAUCUUGACGCCUCGAGUGGAAACUAUAGCGAACAUACAGAUGACUUUCGAUCGUCAGGUACAUAUGUAUUUCAAACUAUAAACGCAUUCUGUACACUAGUGAAUCAAACAAUAUCGAAUCGUUUAAUUCAAUUCUAUUCAAGUCAAUAUGUAAGUGCAUCUGUGACACCUGAAAAUGUAUUUAAACUACAAACCGAAGCAUUUAUUUCUCAAUUCGUAUCAUCAACAACUAAUGACUUUUUGUUAUCACUUUCCAUGCUACGAAAUACAACUCAAAGCAAUGGUUUACUCUCUGGAGAACUAAGUAAUUACGUACUUUAUAGAGCGUCCGGUAUUGUAUAUCGAUAUCCACGGUCGUACGGUAGUUGUACGUGUUCUUCAUCAGCUACAUGCAUUACUCAAUUUGUAUUUUACGAUCUGUCGAACAACACGCUGUUAUUUGAUGUUCCGGGUCUUUAUACAGGAUGUUAUAUAAUUGAAUCAUUACUUCAGUCUAGUCUUCAAUGUUUUUAUAAUCAAACCUGCAUCAAUAAAUUACAGUCAUAUUUUCAAGUAUCUUCACUUAUGAAUGUGACAGCUCUUGAUAUAUCAUUGCCGAGUCAGUUUUUGGAAAAUUCCACAAUUACAGAUCUUCUUGAACAAUUAAUGGUUGAAAAAUGGAACUCGUCAAGCAUUUAUGAAAAUUAUUAUAGUGAAUGUCAACCAUCAAGCUGCAGUUAUACUAUUUCGACGAAGAAUAGUGUAAUAUACAUUGUUACAACUCUGAUCGGAUUAGUUGGUGGUUUGAUUACAGUAUUGAAACUGAUGGUACCAUAUUUGGUUGAGUUCAUUAUGGUUUGUAUUAAAAAGUGCAAAGGUAGACGUGCUACAAUAACACCACUGAUCCAAACAUAA
Messenger RNA from Adineta steineri, 5920 nucleotides. The record is from the annotation of a GenBank genome assembly. Lineage: Eukaryota; Metazoa; Rotifera; Eurotatoria; Adinetida; Adinetidae.